UGGCUAAUAGUACCGAAAGCCCCAACCGAUCUGUUUAGCAAUCUUUUGAUGCGGUGGAUAAUGACGAGCACCUUCCAAAUGCCUCGGAGGAUAAGGAAAACAAAGAAGACAACAUUCCGGAGUCAGUAGCGAACUUUGAAGAAGGUUCAUCCGGAGAGGAAGAUCAAAACUCGGGGGGCUAACUAUGGAUGUGGUGCAUGUCAAUCAGACGAGCUGGUACUUUUAUGCUGUUCUGCCUCUUAUGUUCAUUUUUCUAUCAAUGCCCGCCUGGCAAUUUAACAGUACGGAGAAAAGCUGUGCUUCUGAGAAGCUGCGCGAGAUCAAACCCAUACAGUCGGAAAGAGUAUGAAGGGCUCUACAAAAAGGGAUUGAAGGACUGAUCAAUAAGCGUGACCCGAGACCGAGUGUGUUCCUGUUUCUGCAUGCAGAUAAGAGCCUAAAGACACUCAUUGACAAAAUUACCAUUGUGGCGUCCGGCUGUUUUGGUGAACCUGGGAAGCUUAUGCAUAUGAACAUAGAUGAAUUUGCACCCCCCACUGAAGACAACGGAUUUGCCAUUGCGCAGUACAAGAAGAAAUUUAAAGACGGCAAAGGUGGACCAGAAAUAAAGAUUCCCCCUAGCUCGGACUCGGUGGAACUGGCCAGUAAAACGCUGUUCGAGCUGUGGGGCACGCCUCUCGCAGACUACGAGCUUAAUCCCCCAAUCACGCCUGUCACCAACCAGGUGCUUCAUCUAAACAGCAAGAUCUAAGCUCUCGUUUCGGAACUU
Messenger RNA from Drosophila persimilis, 769 nucleotides. RefSeq lists its product as uncharacterized. Bases 503 to 751 code for a protein of 82 amino acids. The transcript is spliced from 3 exons. NCBI's taxonomy places the organism in Eukaryota, Metazoa, Arthropoda, Insecta, Diptera, Drosophilidae. The record is from RefSeq and is a predicted model, not a curated record.